CUAUGGAAGUCAGAGGUCUGCGUGUGUUGUUUUGCCUUCUCCUAAUUAACGCCUCAUUCCAGCAGAGCUCAUCUAAGAAAAAGGGUGGAAAGAAAGAUGCUGAAAAUAAUGUUGCAAUAGAGGAGUUGAAGAAACAGAUUGAUAACAUAGUGGUGGAGUUGAAUCUCCUGAAAGAACAGCAAGCCUUGCAAUCAGUAUGCCUGAAAGGCAUCAAGAUUAUUGGCAAGUGUUUCCUGGCCGAUGCAACCAAGAAGAAUUACCAUACAGCCAUUGAUGACUGCCUUGCUAAAGGGGGCACAGUGAGCACCCCUCUGUCGGGGGAUGAGAAUGAUCAGCUCUUCGACUAUGUCCGCCGGACCAUCGGCCCAGAGGAACACAUUUGGCUGGGCGUGAACGAUAUUGUGACUGAGGGGGAAUGGAUAGACCAGACAAGCACCAGUCUGCGUUUUAAGAACUGGGAGACAGACAUCACCCACCAACCAGAUGGGGGUCGUACUCAAAACUGUGCCAUCCUCUCCACCCCUGCCAAUGGGAAGUGGUUUGAUGAGAGCUGUCGUGCUGAGAAGGCAUCUGUUUGUGAGUUCAACAUUGUGUGAAAGCCAUGCUUUUUCUUUUGUAUUAGCUUAAACAUUACACUAUAUAAGCCUAUAAGGUGAGCAAAUAACCUCUGUAAUAUCUGUACUAUACCCAGGGGUGAAAGUAAAUGCAGUUUUCUUGCCAGUAGUGGAUCUCCUUUACAUACAGGAUAAUCACUAUUAAUGUAGUAGCCUAUGAUCUCUGCCGGCCUAGACUUAUUAGUCAUAAUAUUAAUAUUAUCAUAUAUUAGCUUGAAUGGCAUGAACACAAAUUCAAGAUUUCUUUUCAUCUGAUUGUCAAACAAUUAGCAAGGUGUUCCCAGGAAAGUUUGUCUUAUCCAAAGUAAUUCCAGCAUCUUAAAACUGCAUUAGCGACCAGCAAAUUGAAUGAAUUGGAAGAUAUUUGUAAAAAACAAAACCAGAGAAAUGACAUUCGAUGUCCGUUUGACUACACUUGUACCCUGAAUUGAUGCAUCCACUCCUGUGCACGAGAAUCCAUUUGGCCAUGUAUUUUUCUUGGCAUUUGGUUUUAAUGAUUGGAGUGGUCAUAUUUUAACAAGCAUGUCAUACCUAUGGAGGUACAUUUGUGUAUUUUUGUCAGUACAUUUGCAGUUAAAUAAUUUGUAACAGAGCACAAUACUUUUUGCAAUACAGUUACUGCCCACUUUGAUUGCAGUGCUUGUUUUUUUUACUUUUGAAACUUUCUUUGACUGAAGAACUAGUUCUUCAUUUGCACUUUUGACCCCACAGCUGUGGUCGGGCUUUAGUGGGAGGUGUGGAUGGUGCUUCUCCAUUGGCCAGUAAUUUUUUGUGUGUUAGUUUGGCUACAACUAAUACUGUUCAGCAUUUCUUUCCGACACAAACAAAGUCAUAGUGGACACCUACCUACGAACUUGUACCUAGAAGCAUCUCAGGUAAGCAUCACUGAGCUUUCUUCCAUCCAAUUUCCUAUGAUUCGGUGUUGGUUCAUUAUGUUCUACUAUAUUACAUACAUUGCGUAGAAGACAAUAAGAUAAAUUAUGCAAAAAAACUAACUGUUCCACUGUCAUGAAAUAUGAAUUAUAUAUCAGCUUAUGAAACAAAUAGGACAUGGUCUGAGUUACCGUGAAUGAAAGAAAGGCGAAUUGGCGAAUGAAAAUGUUGAGAACAGACGUUCGUAGCUAAAUGCACUUGGUUAGCUUUAGAAUAAUAAUUGCAUGAUUUUUCAUUCUGCAGUAUGUAUGUAUGUAAUGUAAUACUGUAAAACGUUAUGAACUGACAAUGAAUCGUAGGAACUACAGUGGGGCAAAAAGGUAUUUAGUCAGCCACCAAUUGUGCAAG
Esox lucius (northern pike) is the source of this 1895-nucleotide messenger RNA. It is a transcript of the gene clec3ba, whose product is annotated as C-type lectin domain family 3, member Ba. Gene Ontology annotation, cellular component: external side of plasma membrane. Gene Ontology annotation, biological process: biological process involved in interspecies interaction between organisms. The coding region runs from base 3 to 596 and encodes 197 amino acids. The transcript has 3 exons. Gene Ontology annotation, molecular function: carbohydrate binding. NCBI's taxonomy places the organism in Eukaryota, Metazoa, Chordata, Actinopteri, Esociformes, Esocidae. The record is from RefSeq and is a predicted model, not a curated record.